AUGUAUAAAACGGAUGAGCCCUUUAAAAAGAGAUGGGCGUCGAUCCUAAAUAAGUGCUCCUUUGAUUUAAUGCUGCUAUUGAUUGAACGCAUAGCUCAGGAGAAGGAAGAGGUAGACAAGGGAAUUGAGGACUUAAAGACACAGUUAAAAUCUGACUACUCAGAAGAGGACUUUAAGAAAAAACUAGAGGAGACUAACAGACUUAUUAGAGACUGUGAAAUAAGAUUGAAGGACUUGAAGAUGAGGAAACUCAAUCGGGAUAAACAAGACUAUUCCAAUGGGAACAUUUACAAUUGGAAGGAGCAAGCCCCUAAGAAAAGGGUUACUUGGGCACCAACGACAUCUGGGGGGUUGGAAUUCGAUACUACAGACCCCUCAGACACAGAGUUAUCGGGGGAAGAGGGGGGCCGCAACCUCAGGAAUCGCAUUGAGACCUUUGAGAAACUGGUUCUAGAAGAAGUAGGGAAGUUAGAGACAGAGGAGCGUCACAUCCGACAUAAUAUGACCAACCGAGAAAGAACAGUGAUACGGGACUUACAGAAGGAUGCCAACAUUAUUAUUAAGCCGGCCGACAAAGGGGGAGAUAACAUAAAGGGUAACAUCUGCACUGGGGAGGAGAAGCUGGAGGACCUUCCUGGGCCUUUUUUUGAAAUGAGCAUGACUGGGCACAGCUAUAACAUCUAUAAUGCUGUCUAUGCUGUGGCACAUGCUCUACAUGCCAUGCAGUCAUUCCGAAGCAAACACAGAACAACAAUGAAUAGAAAGAAACCGAAUCUUGCAGGGCAGGACCACUGGCAGCUCCAUCACUUCCUGAGAGGGGUUGCCUUUAACAACAAUGCUGGGAACCAAAUUUCAUUCAACAAGAAUGGGCAGUUGGUAGCUGGCUAUGACAUUAUGAACUGGAUUUUUGCCUCAAACCAGUCCUUUCACAGGGUGAAGGCGCUGCCUAUUUCUGUAUGUAGUGGGAGUUGCCAUCCUGGCUACAGGAAGCACGUGAAGGAGGGAGAGCAAUUUUGUUGCUAUGACUGCAUCCCAUGCCCAGAAGGGAAGGUUUCAGAACAGAAGGACAUGAAUGACUGCUAUAAAUGCCCAAAUGAAAAAUUUCCAAACAAAAACCAGGAUUUAUGUAUUCCCAAGGAUAUCUCUUUCUUGUGUUAUGAUGAACCUUUGGGACUCAGCUUAGGCUUUCUUCCUCUCGCUCUCUCUUUGAUCACCGUUCUGGUGUUGGGAACAUUUAUAAAGCACCAAGAGACUCCUAUUGUCAAAGCAAACAACCGAAGCCUCACCUACACUCUCCUCAUCUCCCUUCUGCUCUGCUUCCUUUCUGCCCUGCUGUUCAUUGGCCAGCCUGAGGUGGUGACCUGCUGCCUCCGCCAAACUGCCUUUGGCACCAUCUUUUCAGUGGCCAUUUCUUGCAUACUGGCAAAGACCAUCACUGUGGUCCUGGCAUUCAUGGCUACCAAACCAGGAAGCAGGAUGAGGAAAUGGGUGGGGAAAAGACUGGCCAACUCCAUCGUUCUUUCCUGCUCCCUUGUCCAAGGAGGCAUUUGUGCUGUGUGGCUAGCCACAUCUCCUCCGUUCCCAGAUGUUGACAUGCACUCAGUCACUGAAGAACUUAUAGUGGAAUGUAAUGAAGGUUCUGUGGUUCUGUUUUACUGUGUGUUGGGAUAUAUGGGUUUCCUGGCCAUCAUUAGCUUUACUGUAGCCUUUCUCGCCAGGAAACUGCCUGAUACUUUCAAUGAAGCCAAAUUUAUCACCUUCAGCAUGUUGCUAUUUUGCAGUGUGUGGUUGUCCUUUGUUCCAACUUACCUGAGCACGAAAGGAAAAUAUAUGGUAGCUGUGGAGAUUUUCUCUAUCUUAUCUUCCAGUGCUGGCUUGCUUAGUUUAAUUUUUUUCCCUAAAUGCUAUAUCAUUUGGUUGAGGCCUGACUUAAACAACAGGGAAGGGUUAAUAAGGGGGAAAAGUCAAAGCACAUAA
This is a messenger RNA of Eublepharis macularius, 1977 nucleotides long. RefSeq names its product vomeronasal type-2 receptor 26-like. The transcript is spliced from 6 exons. Gene Ontology annotation, biological process: G protein-coupled receptor signaling pathway. Lineage: Eukaryota; Metazoa; Chordata; Lepidosauria; Squamata; Eublepharidae. The record is from RefSeq and is a predicted model, not a curated record. Bases 1 to 1977 code for a protein of 658 amino acids. Gene Ontology annotation, molecular function: G protein-coupled receptor activity. Gene Ontology annotation, cellular component: membrane.